AUGGAGAAUAUUCUAAUAUUUGUUCAUUAUAAUGGAGAAUGGAAUCAAAACAUGGAAUAUAUUAACUUUGAAGCAAUGGGAAUGCUGGUACAACAAGAAAGUAGCUAUAGGAAUUUUGUGGAAAUAUUGUCACAACAACUCAAUAUAAACCAUAUGUCAAUCUUACUGGAGAUCAAAUAUCAAGUGAAAAUCAAUUAUCCCCCGAUGAAAAUAACAAACAAUGGAAGCUUGAAAUUCUACUUGGAGCUUAAAAAGAAUGCAACAGAUUGCAUGAUAUAUCCAUUAUGCGUUUCAGUAGCAUCGUCCGGAAGGGAAAUAGCGUUCUUCAACACAACAUUCAAAGUAUCAAAUGCAGACAUCCAGUCAGCACAACAAUCUGCAAGCGCAACAAAAUCUACACAUGAGAUUGGAUCAACAAGUGAAAAACAGAAGGAAGCAAUAUCUGAUGUGAUACUUUAUGCUAAGUCCUUGACAAAUGACUUGAUAGAUAACGAAGAUGAAGUAGAAAGUAACUUUAAAGAUGAACAUGUCAUAUCAGACACGAGACAUAGCGAUAUCAAAGAAGGACAGUCCUACAAAAACAAAGAGGUUCUGAAGUCAGUUUUAAGCUUCUAUGCAAUCAAAAACCAUUUUCAAUUCAAAGUACGAAGAUCAUGUGAAAGACAGUAUUUCUUGAGCUGUUUGGAUACAGAUUGCACAUGGAAACUUAAUGCUUCAAAACAAGGAAAAACAGAGAUUUUUAUAAUUCGGAAACUCAAUAUCAACCACAGUUGUGCAAUGGUUGUCAGAACAGGGGAUCAAAGGCAAGCAACAUCAAUUGUAAUUGGAGAGUUCAUUAAAUCAAAGUACAUCAACCUCAAGACUGUUUACAAACCAGCAGAUAUUCAGAGAGACAUGAAGGAUGAUUACGGAAUAAAGAUGACAUACUCCAAAGCUUAUAGAUCAAAGGCAGUAGCUCAGGAAAUGGUGAGAGGAAGGGCUGACGAAUCUUUUUCAUUAAUACCAAGCUACUUGUACAUGCUAGAGGCUAGCAAUCCAGGCUCUUACACCAGAUUAGAAGUACAAGAUGACAAUAGCAUGCUUUAUGUUUUUAUGGCAUUAAAUGCGUCUAUAAAAGGAUGGGAAUACUGCAUUCCGGUAAUUGCAGUAGAUGGAACAUUCCUUACUUCAGCCUAUGGAGGAACGCUUUUAACAGCAUGUACACAAGAUAGAAAUGGAAAGAUAUUUCCGCUAGCAUUUUGCGUGGUUGAUUCUGAAAACGAUGGAUCAUGGGAGUGGUUUAUGAAGAGAAUUAGAGAUGCAUUUAAAGUGAGAAAAGACAUGUGUAUAAUAUCUGAUCGACACGAGAGCAUCAAGAAUGCAGCCUCUUCUGUUUUUCCAGAAUCAGCUCAUGCAUUGUGUACAUUCCAUUUGUUCAACAAUGUUAAAAAGAACUUCAAAAAGACGACAAAAGAACUUCGGGAAGCAUUUUAUGGAGCAGCAAAAGCUUACACAACUGAUGUAUUUGACACCUACAUGAAACAAAUUAGCAGUAUGUGUAGAGGUUUAAAGCCAUAUCUAGAAUCUGUUGGUUACAAGAAAUGGGCAAGAUCACAUUGCGAGAGUAACCGACACAAAGUCAUGACAACAAACAUAGCAGAAUCAAUGAAUUACAGAAUAAAAGCAGGUAAGGAUCUCCCCGUCACUACAUUACUUGAGUACCUACGCAAAAUGGUACAAGAAUGGAGUUACACAAACAGGCAUUUGGCUAGAUCAACUUUCACAGCCCUAUCAAAAAGAGCAGAAGAUAUCUUGAAUGACAAUUACAUUCAAUCAAUGAAACUAGUGGUUUCAAAUUCAAAUGACAGUGUAAAGACAGUCUAUGCACAUACAACAAAGUUCAUUGUAGAUCUAAAAGAAAGAACAUGCACAUGUAGGAGAUUUCAGAUUGAUGAAAUUCCUUGUCCACACGCAAUGGCUAUACUCAAAGACAUGAAUCAAGAUCCUUACAAAUUUUGUUCACAUUACUUCACCAAAGAAACAAUACUGAAAAUUUAUGACGAAACAGUUUAUCCGGUGGAAGAUGAGAGUAACUGGAAUGUGCCGGAAGAAGUAGCACAAAAGAUUGUCACACCACCGCAAGGAAGAACAAAGUCGGGACGGCCUAAGAAGAAAAGAAUGAGAUCUGGUUCGGAAAAAAUAAAUCAUAACAGGUGCGGUAGAUGUCGAAAAUAUGGACAUAAUGUGAAGACGUGUAAGAAUAUGCCUCAGAAAAAAUAA
Molecule: messenger RNA, 2259 nt
Organism: Mercurialis annua (annual mercury)
Lineage: Eukaryota; Viridiplantae; Streptophyta; Magnoliopsida; Malpighiales; Euphorbiaceae
Exons: 2
Coding region: 1-2259 (752 amino acids)
Molecular function (GO): zinc ion binding
Source: RefSeq, a predicted model, not a curated record